Messenger RNA from Panthera uncia (snow leopard), 777 nucleotides. Its product is annotated as zinc finger protein 879-like. Gene Ontology annotation, cellular component: nucleus. The record is from RefSeq and is a predicted model, not a curated record. Gene Ontology annotation, biological process: regulation of transcription by RNA polymerase II. The coding region runs from base 1 to 777 and encodes 258 amino acids. Gene Ontology annotation, molecular function: RNA polymerase II transcription regulatory region sequence-specific DNA binding; DNA-binding transcription factor activity, RNA polymerase II-specific. Lineage: Eukaryota; Metazoa; Chordata; Mammalia; Carnivora; Felidae. The transcript has 2 exons.
AUGAAUACAACAAUCCAUGCUGGACAGAAAGGUUACAUCUGUAAGGAAUGUGGCAAAGCCUUCAACUGCCACUCAACACUAAUUCAACAUCAGCAAACGCAUAAUGGAGAGAGACCUUACAAAUGUAAAGAAUGUGGUAAAACUUUGAAGUAUCGCUCAUCAUUCAACGGACAUGGGAACAUUCAUACAGGAGAAAAUCCUUACCAAUGUAAAGAAUGUGGCAGGGCCUUUAAAUGGCCCUCAGACCUUAAACAACAUCACAGAAUCCAUACUGGAGAGAAACCUUACCAAUGUAAAGAAUGUGGCAAAGCCUUUACCCGGCCCUCAGCCCUUAAUCAACAUCAUAGAAUCCACACAGGAGAGAAACCUUACCAAUGUAAAGAAUGUGGCAAGGCCUUUGCUCAUCACUCAAAGCUUACUAAACAUCACAGAAUUCAUACUGGAAAGAAACCUCACCAAUGUAAAGAAUGUGGCAAGAACUUUAAGAACCACUCACGCCUUACUCAACAUCUCAGAAUCCAUACUGGAGAGAAACGUUACCAAUGUAAAGAAUGUGGCAGGGCCUUUAAAUGGCCCUCCGAACUUAAACAUCACAGAAUCCACACUGGAGAGAAACCUUACCAAUGUAAAGAAUGUGGCAAGGCCUUUUCCUGGACCUCAAACCUUAAUCGCCAUUACAGAAUCCAUACUGGCGAGAAACCUCACCAAUGUAAAGAAUGUGGCAAGGCCUUUACCCAUCACUCAAAGCUUACUAAACAUCACAGAAUUCAUACUUGA